Verticillium dahliae VdLs.17 is the source of this 766-nucleotide messenger RNA. RefSeq names its product histone H3. Gene Ontology annotation, molecular function: DNA binding; structural constituent of chromatin; protein heterodimerization activity. The coding region runs from base 419 to 766 and encodes 115 amino acids. Gene Ontology annotation, cellular component: nucleosome. NCBI's taxonomy places the organism in Eukaryota, Fungi, Ascomycota, Sordariomycetes, Glomerellales, Plectosphaerellaceae. The record is from RefSeq and is a predicted model, not a curated record. The transcript has 3 exons.
GCGCUAAUUGUACUUCGAGGGCUUCAGGAACCCUUUAGACGGGUUGAUACCAUCCCCAGAUUCUCUACCCCCAUUGAGACUGUUAUUGCGGUCACCGCUUGAAGCGACGAGUACCAUUCGAAGCUGCAAUUCUUAUUACCUUACCACGAACGGCGUGCCAGACGGACCCGUCUCAGAUACGCGCUCCCAACAGGCUUGCCUCUGGCUGGAACGGACCUGUCGCGUCGCGUCUUUUCGCGCCUCGGCAUCGCAACGACACAAUCCUCACCACCUCCAAAAAACCAAGCAUUUCGCCUGGACGGGACGAACUCUGUAGCAAUCAACUGCGUACGACAUCACUAUCUCAUGCUCUUCACGCUUCGACCUCUCCGAAAACUCACGCGCCUUCACGCCGAUACAUCAGCACUUGUCCUGAACCAUGCCACCACGCUCAGGUACCAGCAGAAAGUCGGACGCCGGUAGGCGAAAGUCUCGACUUAGCGAUGUGCAACUAGCGCUCCGCGAAAUCCGGAAGUACCAAAGCAGCACCGAUUUGUUAUUGCGAAAGCUUCCAUUUGCCCGACUGGUCAGAGAAAUCGCGAUGUCGUGUCGACCGCGUGACGAGGAGAUGCGCUGGCAGUCGCAAGCAAUUUUGGCACUCCAGGAGGCUGCGGAGGCUUUCAUGGUGCAUCUCUUUGAAGACACCAAUCUCUGUGCGAUACAUGCCAAACGAGUAACCAUCAUGCAAAAGGACAUACAGUUGGCACGAAGGAUACGAGGGGCGUGA